UGGUAGAGCAUGGUGCUUGUAACGUCAGGGGAGUGACUUCCAUACCUGGGACCAUACAUGCAUAAAAUGGAUGCACCCAUGACUAAGUUUGGAUAAAAAUGUCUGCUAAAUGGUAUACAUGUAUUAUUAUUAUUAUUAGGUUCUGCAUCAGCAGUUUCUCUUUCUAUGUCAGUCACUGACACACUCAAUUAGCCAUGUCCGCUAACAAUAUUUUUUGGGGUAUGUUGAUCUAGCCAACUAUCUAAACCAGUGGCGGUCGGUGCCGUUUAAGAUGAGGGAGGAUGUUCAUUUUUUUUUAAUGAGCACGGCCUUAUUUCUAUUACAGCAUGUUGGAUUAUUGUCAUUCAUAUUCCAUUCAUCCAGGUCAAUGUAACAUCCAUAGGUUUAGGCUACUACAUAAUACUCAAAUCGGCGCAAUGAAUAUCCCCCUGAUCACACGCAAACACAUUUUACUCUCAUACCAGACACACACAAACAGCUCGUUGUAUAUAGAAUUCCUUCUCUCAUCGAUCCACUCUCCUCUCACAUGCUCCCCUUGCUUGUGGACUUCAGUGAAGAACACAUCAGCUGUCUGUGAACAGGUGGAGAAAAAACUUUCCAAGCUAAACCUUCAUAUCAUGACUGCUAACUGCUACACACAGCCUACAUCAUUGUCACAUCAUAGUUAACAUAGGCAUAGCUACUAGAACUAAGGCAUUAGUAAACCCGCUGCAACCAUGCAGAACCGUGUAGUCCGGCUAGCAGUUAUACCUGCAGGCCCCAGAGGCAAUGAAUUAAUAAAGCCAAAAGCUUACCUUGACUUGGAAGAGUUCCAGUAUUGGAUAGCAAUAGCCAGCUAGCUAACAUAGCCUCCCUCUGUUUGAGUCGGCUAAACUAGCUAGCUGCAUUGGACACUAGCUAAGUAAGUGAAAAUGGGAAUAAAAAAUCUAAGAAAUAUAGCUAGAUCUCUCUUGCUUUAAUUUUGGAAGAAGUUAAUUUGUUAAACUGUUCAACUAUUGUAUUUCUCUGAGUCAACUACCGCAUGUUAUGCACUGCAGUGCUAGCUAGCUGUAGCUAAUGCUUUCAGUGCUAGAUUCAUUGUCUGAUCCUUUGAUCGGGUGGACAACAUGUCAGUUCAUGCUGCAAGAGCUCUGAUAGGCUAGAGGACGUCCUCUGGAAGAUGUCAUAAUUAAUGUGGAAGUCUAUGGAAGGGAGUGAGAACCAUGAGCCUCCUAGGUUUUGUAUUGAAGUCAAUGUACCCAGAGGAGGACAGAAGCUAGCUGUCCUCCGGCUACACCAUGGUGCUACCCUACAGAGUGCUGUUAAGGCUACUAUAGACCUUCAUUGCAAAACAGUGUGUUUUAAUACAUUUUUUGGUAACAAACAUAUUUAGUAUAGUUUUAUCUAAAAAAUAAUGUUUUUUAAUGUUUCACUUUUUCUUUUUAUGAAAUUCACUAAGGAGGAUAGUCCUCCCCUUCCUCCACUGAAGAGCCUCCACUGAUCUAAACUUGUAGUACUCAUGGCCCGAAUGACUGGGCACGUUCCAGACCAGACUAUAGCAUUUGGGGCCCCGGGCACCAACCUCUGGAGAGUUGGUGCUGCAUUUCAACACAUUUUGCCAUAGUGCAAAGUAAAAUGUGCAGCUUUAUAAUGCUACUGUACACAUUUUGUCAUGAGGCAGAUCAUUAUUUUGCUGUUUUAUAGCUCAUCUCAUGCUUUUAACAUUUUGCCAUGAGAAAAUGCUAGUCACUCUCACUCAUAUUAUAUUGUCAUGGCAAAAUGUGUAGAAUGCCAAGAAAUUUGUUUUAAAACUGCAAACAUUUCUCUACACCCCAUGGCAAAAUGGGUAUAAUUGCAGGAUUUGUUUUCUAAAACUGCAAAAAAAAAUCUCUCUCCCCCAUGGCAAAAUGGGUAGAAUUACAGGAAAUUCAUUUUAAAACAUAGAUUUUCUCUACACCAUCAAGAUGCAGUGCCAGUAGAAAAAUCUUGUUUAGGGCCCCCAAAAGGCUAGGACCAGCCCUGGCUACUGGUAUAAUACAGUUAGUUCAGAGGGUUCAGUAGUUUAACUGCACAAAUGGAUUGACUGCACAAAUCAAUGUGGGUAUAAAUGUGGGUAUGCAGAGAACCAUGAGCCCAUGUCUCUUGAUAAUGAGUACAAAAGGGUUAUGAAGAGAAAAAUAAUUGCUCAACACUUUUACCCAAUCAACAGCAUUUACCUGAAUGACGAAGAAUAUGAAGGUCUAUUCUGGGGGAAAACCAUUGUGACCUCACUUCAUACCAGUGUAUGUAUGCCACCGCUCAUGCAGAUGCUACAAAACAGAACAUUUGCACAGACCAAAUGCAUCUCAUUGCUACAGCUGAUGACUCAUUGAUCAAGUCACUGAUGUCAAAGGUCUGUCUGUUCCAAUUACCACAGCCCCAUGUUCAGUAGAUAUUGUUGAACAAAAUCUUUCUUCCUUUCUCUUUGUGCAUCACUUUUUCUUUGUCUUCCCUCACUCUUCUCCAUUUCCCUCUCUUCACUCUGAUGUCUGAAUUGUGGUGUGUAAAAGUUUCAGGCCUCAUUGAAACAGGAAACAGUGUGUGUGAGGUGAAUAUUUAAAAAAAGCACUCCUGUCACAUCUCUCCACUCAGAUGUACUAUAGAUCACUCUGCUCUGCUAUGCGUACAGAGCCUCUACCUAGCACCGCCGGCUCCUUUCCUCUUGGAACACCACAAAGGAGAACAGUCUUUCUUCAUUGGAGCCUAAAGAAGUCUCACACAGACUCUCAUACACACAUCAUCCUCUCGUUCCACAUGUGAACACUACCAGCAGCGUGCAACUCCCAGACCCGCUGGACUCUUCUGCCCUCUGGGCCGCACCUCUAUCCGUGUGCUAGUCUACUGUGGUACUCUACAGCUCUGACAUCAACUCAUACCACAGCAUCAGAAGACUGACGUUCACCAGUACCCCAACAGGGAAAUGCUAGUCCUCUGGUGACCCAUAGGAGCUCCACAUCGCCAUGGGCAGUGGGCCCAGUAAAGAGCGUCGGGGAUCCAGCACUCAGGCAGCCUUGCUGGGCCAGGAAGAGCCCGCUGAGUCAGUCAUACUGGAGAGCAGCAAGUAUAUGGUAGUGUCCCUAUAUAACUAUCCCACUGGUCACCCAGCACACUGCCGCAUCCACGCUGGAGAGAGACUCAAAGUGCUUUCAGACGAGGGGGAGUGGUGGAAGGUGAGAUCCUCUGCCACAGGCAAUGAGAGCUACAUUCCCAGCAACUACACAGCCAAGGUGUACCACAGGUGGCAGUAUGAGGGUCUCAGCCGAGAGAAGGCUGAGGAGCUCCUGUUUCUGCCCUACAACCAGACUGGCUCUUUUCUGGUCCGGGAGAGUGAGACCCACCCUGGUGCCAACACCCUGUCAGUGCGUAAGAGCAGUGACCAGGAUCGUCGCUCAGUCAAACAUUACCGGAUCCAACAACUGGAGAAUGGCUGGCUCUACAUCUCCCCCUGCCUCACCUUCCCCAACCUCAGAGCUCUGGUGGACCACUACUCAGAGGUCCGUGAUGGGCUGUGCUGUCUGCUAGGGGAGCCCUGCUUCAUCCAGGGGUCCAACAACGUUCCUGUGGUUACUGGGCCACUCCCCAUGGCUAUCAGGAAGCCCACCCUCAACUGGAAAGAUAUGGACAGCUCCACGAUUUUUGGCAAGGACAAAGGCAAGGACAAUGAGGAUUCCCUCGUGAGCGAGGGAUUGAAAGAGGCCAUCAAAUCCUACCGCUUCAUGACAGAGGGCUGCAAAGGCUCCAGCCACAAAUGGGACAGCUGAGCAUGGAUCUGGCAUCAUAACGACAGGGAGAUACUCAGACUAAAAUAGACCAUAAGAUGGAGAGCUUCACAUCAAGCUACCCAUUAAAGCUGAGGCAAUCCUGAGGACCAGACAUUCUGGCCAUGAACCCAAUGGAUCUCACAACUCAACCACUGCAGAGAACCAUGGUUCUCAAAGCUAUGGUUGUAGAGUGCUCAACAUUACAUUCCCAAGCACCUGAGGACCAUCUUUGCUUGGAUUCAUGACCAGAAUAAAUGUUAAGAUCCUGGAGGCAGACUUUGCUAGACUUAACAGAAAGUAGUUUGAAAGUGAGAUAUACAGCCUUGUGAAGGUGAUCCAGUAUCAUCAAUAAACAGACUAUAUGGUUGGUUUUGUUGAAGUACGCUACCUUGAAAACAAUUAAGGAACUAUGAGGUAUAAGAAUUAGUCUGUUUGAUUUAUGUGUUUCCUGUCCUGAACAUUAACACCUUUAGCUGUUGCUUGUUCUCCUCCGCACCAUAGUCUUGACUUUGGCACAGGAAAUGGUCAAGGUGCAGUGGAAAGCACGAUGGUGUGGAAGAGACAGCAGAAAGUUGAGGUAAUGGUAAAGAGCAUCUCAAAGUUAUGUCAAAUAUUAUGGUAUGAAACACUGACAUGUUAUUAUGAGGUUUCAUCAACUGAAACAAUGCACUGUAGUGUGUACAUAAUGUUAAUAUCGAGUUUCGCGAUGUUUUGGGGUGGGUGGGAAUGUAUUUUUUUAUAUUUUGUUUAACUAUUUUACAUUAAAAUGUUACAUUUUGUGAAA
Salvelinus fontinalis (brook trout) is the source of this 4563-nucleotide messenger RNA. RefSeq names its product src-like-adapter 2. The coding region runs from base 2979 to 3779 and encodes 266 amino acids. The record is from RefSeq and is a predicted model, not a curated record. The transcript has 8 exons. Gene Ontology annotation, molecular function: protein binding. NCBI's taxonomy places the organism in Eukaryota, Metazoa, Chordata, Actinopteri, Salmoniformes, Salmonidae.